Messenger RNA from Eublepharis macularius, 6614 nucleotides. It is a transcript of the gene PNPLA2, whose product is annotated as patatin like phospholipase domain containing 2. The coding region runs from base 172 to 1623 and encodes 483 amino acids. Gene Ontology annotation, molecular function: triacylglycerol lipase activity. Gene Ontology annotation, cellular component: membrane; cytoplasm; lipid droplet. The record is from RefSeq and is a predicted model, not a curated record. The transcript has 9 exons. Gene Ontology annotation, biological process: triglyceride catabolic process; positive regulation of triglyceride catabolic process; lipid homeostasis. Lineage: Eukaryota; Metazoa; Chordata; Lepidosauria; Squamata; Eublepharidae.
AGAAGAACACGCGUGGACCGACACACAGCCGCGCCCCACUGUCAUUCGGUCCGAUCGCCUCAGUGCUGUCUCUGCCGUGCAGCGGGACGAGGCGAGGUUUCUCCGGCAGACUCUGUGGCUGUGCCCCACCUCGCCAAGGGCCUGGGCGGCGGCAGCGGCGGCAAAGAGGCGAUGUUCCCGCUGGGCUCCACCUGGAAUAUCUCUUUCGCGGGCUGCGGGUUCCUGGGGGUGUAUCACAUCGGGGUCGCCAGCUGCCUGCAAGAGCAUGCGCCUUUCUUGGUCGCGAAUGCUAAAACCAUCUACGGCGCCUCCGCUGGAGCUCUGACAGCGACCGCUCUUGUCACUGGAGCCUGUUUAGGUGAGGCUGGUGCGAAUAUCAUUUAUGUCUCUAAAGAAGCUCGGAAGAGAUUUCUUGGCCCUCUACACCCAUCCUUCAACCUGGUGAAAAUCAUCCGUACUUGCCUAUACAAAACCUUGCCAGAAAAUGGGCAUGAGUUGGCCAGUGGGCGCCUGGGCAUCUCACUGACGCGGGUCUCAGAUGGAGAGAAUGUCAUAUUAUCGGAGUUCAGCUCUAAGGAGGAACUUAUUCAGGCAUGUGUUUGCAGCACUUUCAUCCCUGUGUACUGUGGCUUGAUACCUCCAAGUCUUCAAGGAGUGAGGUAUGUUGAUGGAGGGAUUUCUGACAACUUGCCACAGUAUGAACUGAAGAACACCAUCACAGUGUCCCCCUUCUCAGGAGAGAGUGAUAUCUGUCCACGGGACAGUUCCACGAACAUCCAUGAGCUGAGAGUCACCAACACCAGCAUUCAGUUUAAUCUACGAAACCUCUACCGCCUCUCAAAAGCCUUGUUUCCACCAGAACCUCAGGUUCUGCGGGACAUGUGCAAGCAGGGCUACAGGGAUGCUUUGCACUUCUUGAAGAAGACUGGUCUCCUCCAUCAUCCAAGACCUAUGCUGCCUCUGCUAGCCAUAGAAAAUAGUUCAGGGAAGAGGGACCCUGAAGAGGAAGAAGCUGUAGAAGAGGAACAGCUGGAAGAGACUACUGCAGUGACAGUAGCUGAAGACUAUAUUUUUGAACACUUGCCCCCUAAAUUGCACCAGGCCCUUUUGGAAGCCUGUGCGGAGAGGAGGGGCCUGUUCACUGGCAUUGCCAACCUGUUGCCUGUGCGCCUAGCAUCUGCCUUGAUGCUCCCAUACACUCUCCCUCUAGAAUCGGCACUCUCUUUCACUGUCAGGUUGCUUGAAUGGCUGCCAGAUGUUCCAGAAGACAUUAGGUGGAUGAAAGAGCAGACAAGGAAAGUCUGUCACUAUCUCAUGAGAAAAGCCAAGAAGAAGCUUGGAAGUCAUCUCUCAGCCCGACUCUACUACCAUCUUGAACUCAGAAAGACCCAAAGUUUGCCUGUACCCUUGAGUGUUGGCUAUGGAGAAGCACUGCCCAAGUGGCUGCGGAAUAACCUCUCCCUAACAGACGUUAUGACAAAAUGGGAAGAAUACCAGCGCCAGCUGAUGCUGGGGCUGUUCUGUAUUAACGUGGACCUGCAGGCUUCUAUCUUCCCAUCAGAAGGGCUUCAGAUGAGACACCCACCAGCAAGCUGCACACAAGAGAGCCUCCAGCUCUUUUAAAGCUAUCACUAGAAUUCGAGCAGGUGGAAGGGGAGGGAGGGCGGCAGCAGUAGCAUUUGUAAUACCUACUAAGGGGACUUCUUCCCACCAUGCAGAGAGAGAAUUGAUACCCAAAUCACCUGAUUGUGCCAGCAUCAAGCAGGUGACCAGCACAGUGUUACAACUAGCACACUGAUGGGUUUCAUGUACACUUUUUGAGAUGAGGUAUAGAAAUACUUGGCGACAGCAACUUAGCUGUUCUCUCUCUUGGUUGAACUAUAAAGAAUUGCAUUUUAGGAUACCUCUAGAAGGUAUCUUGAACUUGUGUAUUAAGAAGAUUGUGUCCCAAUCAGUGUCUGGCAUUUCUUUGUUUCUAGAUCAGUAUUGUAAAGUAUGCAGAGGAGUUAGCCGUGUUAGUCUGCGGUAGCAAAAUCAAAAUGAGUCCAGUAGCACCUUUAAGACUAACCAAUUUUAUUGUAGCAUAAGCUUUCGAGAAUCAAGUUCUCUUCGUCAGAUGCAUGGUACAGAAACUGGUCAAAUAUAGAGGAGGAGGGGAGGAGAGAGAAGAUGCAAUUAGGGGGGGAGAGGGAUGCAACCAAAACAUUCCUUUGCUAGUAAAUGUAAACAUCUCCUCUUGGUAUGGAGAUUUAUUGACUUGUGUGAGGCUUCAAAGGAGUUUGCCGUGUUGGUUUGUAGCAGCAAAACCUCCCCUCCUCCCCCCUCCUCUUCUAUAUUUGACCAGUUUCUGUACCAUGCAUCUGACGAAGAGAACUUGAUUCUCGAAAGCUUAUGCUACAAUAAAAUUGGUUAGUCUUAAAGGUGCUACUGGACUCUUUUUGAUAUUGUAAAGUAUGUAGUUUUAUGUUUUGUGUUUUUUAAAGAUUUGAGUCCCCUAGGGUCCUCAGUGCUAUGAAAUGCUAAAAGCAAGGCAGUCUUGGAUGCAAACCAAGACAGUUCUUAUAUCAGAGUCUAUCCUUCUUAUCAGCUGUUAAUGGAAGCGCAUUGUGAAAUCUUCCCCACAUCCUCUUGUACAGCUUUCAUGGUGCCACUGCUGUUAAUACAGAUUUGAAGACUAUAGAACUGUAAACUUGACUGCAUGCCUCUAGAGUUUCUGGUUCUUCUCAAACUUGCCCCUUCUAAGGGACUACUUACAGUGGGGACAAGAGAUGUCAAAAGUGCUGAUAUUUUGUUGUUCACACUGUUUCUGGACAUCAGGUUAUUUUUUUGCUUCUCUAAACAAAUCAGUGCAAUUUGAUUCUGUAUUUUCCCCAAAUAAUUUUUAAUCCAUGUUAGUUCCUGUACUACUGCAGUAGGGAUGAAAAGGAGGAUGGAAGAAGGCAAAAAAUAAGAUGGCUUAAUGUACGUUUUGAAGUGGUUUGUGAUUAAAUGCAUGUUAAAGAUGAGGAGGCAAGAGGUUUGAUCUCAUUUGCAAGAGAACAUGAAAUAUUUAUAAUCCAGACACCAGUGGUUCCAGUGGGUUGAACUUGGAAGUAUAUGGAUUUUCACCCUUUUGUACCAAUAGAGAGAGCUUAAUACCUUGUGAAAAAGAUGGUGCUCAUAGCCCCUGCCAUGACAGUGGGUAUUGUUGCUCUGUAAGUGGUUCUAGUGAAUAAAGAGUGAUCUAGAGAAUAUGAAGAAACUAGAGUUGGAAGUCCUAAAUGGCUGUGACUGUACUGUGAGAACUGGAUGAAUAUAGUAAGUAGAGAGGUGCCUUGCCAUGUUACAUCAGUGACUCUUGGAUCUGCUUCCCUUCCUGAUAGGAUAAUAAAUUGCAGAUCCUAAUAAUCAUGCAGUACAUAGGAAUUCAUGCCUCUUGAUUAAACUGAUAUUCUACAUAUUUUAAAAAUAUUUUUUCCAGAUAGUCUAGAAGGGCAUUUAUCUGCUUGUCCAAAACUGUCAGAGAUCUGGUAUUUGUUGUUGAUGCCUUUACUAAAUUUCUCAAUUGCUGGAGUGACCCAUUGCAUCUGCAUUAGAGAUGAAACACUCCAGGUAGCAAGAGUGAGUUGUGUCAGUUAUUGUGUAGAAUCUUUUCUCAUAACCUCUUAUCAAAUGUGACCUCACUACUGCUAAUUGUCACCAGCACUGAAAUUUGUCUCCUGUUUUGCUGCUGUUGCGUUGUGCAUGCUACUGUGUAGCAUGGCAAAGGUGUAUAGUGAUAGCACAGCAGCAGCCUUCUCUUUCAUACUACUUAAAGCAAUACUAUUUAUCUGGCCUGUUCCCUCCCCUUCCCCAUUGCGGUUUGCAUUGUAGAAGCAUGACUAUAAUAUACAGGUACAAAAUAAAGGCUUGGCAUAUUUACACGAGGGAAUUGCCUCUCCCCUCGCUUAUAACAAAACUCCCAUCACUGUUCUUCUUAUAUCACAAACAAUCUGCUGUACACCAAAGAACACAACUAGGGGAUGGGGGAUAGAUAUGGAGCUAAUAAAUAUGAGCAAAGCAAUGUUAACAGUGAUGAAGUUUCCAGUGCCAUUAGAAAACAAAUAUGUGGAUUUAUAUUGGUAGCAUACCUCAUUGUAUCUGUGAUAGACUAGAGAAAAAUAUCUAAUAGAUUUGUUUUGUAUGGCAUUUUGAAAGCUGAGCUGUAUGUGACUAUUAGCAGAGGUCCAUAGUUGGUGCUGAGUUUUAAAAUUCCUUUUGAAAGGGAGUAUUCUUAACAAUGGUUAAAGUCCCAUUAGCACAAAAACUUUCUGGCCCUUAAAAGUUUAGCUAAUAAGGUCUCUUCUACCAAGAUCUUCAUAUGCAGAAUGUUUGCAGUGAUCGACAGCUCUGUGUUUGUGAACAGGCAGUGUUGAAGAUACUGAAAAAUCUUUCAGUCAUUAAUUGACUAAUCAAGUAGUGCACGUUCCUGGUUUAUCUUUGCAUCAGCCUUACUUUACAUAAUUUGUAAUAGUCAAGCCCUUAGAGUGUGAAAUCUUUUGAGUGGGCAGGAUAGGAGCGGUUAGGGUUUGGCACUGUGGCCAAUUGAAUAGUUGCGCUUAUAUUCUUUAUGUGAACAUCGUGGGAGGCUGUUGUCUCUGCAAACAUUUGCACUAGAGCACUUGAGGCAAAUUGUGAAAGACAGCAUGCAAAGAAUCUAGCUCCUUGUCUCAGUUCUCAUUCAUGAGAACCUGCUUUGUGGAAUUCUUGCCAUGCUGGGUGCUUGAUUUCGUUAUUAAAUAAGGCAGACCCAGCCAGCAACCAUUUGCCCGAUGGAACAUGAAAACAGAUACCUAUCACAUGAUGUGAGGUGUGAUUUCAUGAACAGCUUGACCAGACACAAUUUCUAUUUGGAGGAAGAAAUAUUGUUUCUUACUGGAAAAUGUAUUAACUAUUCUGAAACAUACAAAGAUUUAUGACUCAGUUGUAGGGGAGAAAUAUGCAUGAAGUUGAGUUGCAUAUAGGGGAGAAAUAUGCAUGAAGUUUCACAAAGUUCCACCAUUCCUCUUUCAUUAGAAUAAUGAGAAUCUCUAAGUAGAAGAGACUUUUUUUAAGUAUAGCUUGGCAAACAUGAGCGCAAGUUCUAUGCUAAAAGUGCCUCAUACCUGAAAUCUCUACAGACUUGCUGCUAUUUGAGUGUUGACUGACUAAUCUGCUACAGAUAACCUCUUAUUAAGUAUAAUUUUAAAUGUCCAGAAAAACAAACAUGGUUUACCCCUCUGUCAUGACAAGUUAAGCACCUUUUUAACUACCUAUACUGUAAAUGCCAUUUUUGUGUCAGACAACAGUGAACUUGUGUUUGUGUGUAGGUAUAGCCAAUUACUAAAUUAUUCAAUAUUGUAUCCUAUUUUAAAACAUCUUGCACAGCAAUUUAGACUUUUCUAGUAAGCUACUGCUUAAUGCACAAUGAUUAUACUGCUGAGUUUUUGUUUGCUGCCAAUAUGCUUAUGUUUUAAUCUAGAGAGGCCAUUUCUGUAGCUACCCAUGAGCCAUUUGGGGAAAUUACCAUAUUUAUAAAAUAUUUAUAAAGUUAAUCCCAAAUAACCUUUUUAAUUAAAAAAAUUGGCACUGGAUUUUAAAAAUUUAUUUGUACUAAAAUACAAAUGUAGGUGCCAACACUUCGUACUGCAAUAUGCACUGCACUUUUGAAAAAAAAAUGCAAUGAUUUUCCUCUAAAAUUAGAUUUUGGUUCAGUUGUGGUCUAGAUUAAUUUAAGGUUUAAUAAUGGCCUUGUCUGUCUUUAAAAUAAAGCAAAAAUGAUGGUAGCUUUGCAGGAAAGCAAAGUGUGACCAAGGAGAAACCAUCCUCCUCUCUGUGUGUCUUGGGGAGAGAAUAGUAGUAUAAAACCUUGUAUUUGGCAUAGAACUUUAAAAAAUUUUAACUUGCUCAAACUGAAGAAUGGCACCUGGUUUCAUAAGAAACCAGUGGAAAGUCAGCAUGGCUUGAUCCGUUAGGUGCAUCUGGCUAUAUAACACUGUACUCAAGUUUCCAAGGUGCCUUGGGGAGGGGGUGGAAUGCCAGUGAUUCCAUAAUUUGUUGCUGCUGCUAUCAUUAUGGGUACCAAUUUCUCUCUUCUAAUAAUCUUUCCUGUCCAAUGGUGCAGCUACUGGACAGGUAAGACCAUGCCAAAGGUGGAUUAGUCACCAUCCAUCUGUGGGUCUUGCUGUGACAAGUAACUGGUCUGCUUUGCAUUUUGCUGAUUAAACAGCUGCCUUUCCUACUAAUGGCACAAAAUUCGAGAUACCAAAGUCGAAUCUUUCUCUGAAUAAAAUAGUUCUUUUCUCAGAGAGGGGAAUUCUGCCAAGUUUUGUUUGGUUUUUUUGUCAGGGGUGGGUGCUCUGAUAGUGUUGUGCACUUGCUACUAUGCAAGUGAGGUUUUUUCUAAAGAGAAAGCAGCAACAAGAUUUGUUGGGAAACAAAUAAUCUAUUUACAUGGCACCUUUGUUAGGUAGCAUUUUUAAUAGCCAGUUUAAAGUUCUUUAAUUUUUUAUGCUUUGUUUUCUGUUCCUUGUGUUGUCCCUCUAAUGUGUUACUGGCAAUGUGUUAAGUAUUUAUUUUGAAAAAAAUAUACCUCUAAUAAAAUACUUCCCAAACAU